GUGACACAAACCAGGAGCUCGGAUAUCCAUUUCAGCCGUGCGACAGGUAUAACAUGCACUUUCACUUUGGAGUAACUUCGGCCAAGUCGGUGGCAAUCUUGUGACACACUGUGUGUCCCGAAGCGGCGUGACAAGUUGGGAGAAGGGGAAAAAACGCUCUGGCAUCACUAUUUUUAAAUGGGUACGGCGAGAGUUGGGGGGCGUGGACGGUAGAGGAGCAGCAGUGAGCAUGUUGGCUCCUGGCUGCAGCUCCAGUGUGGUGAUGUGCCGGGUGCAGGAACUGGACUACGCGUAGACUGAGCGGCUUUUGGACCCAGAACCGGGAGGUUGCCGUCAAUUGUCGGCAGCCGACUUUCUGUCAUUUUGAAGCCCGUUUUGGAUCAUUUGGAUUUAUCUUUUCAUCGCACUGUCGUUCCGCGAUACAGAGGACUACAAGGAAGCGGGAUCAGCCGUGAAAACGACGCAGCAGCUGCCGUGCGUAACGGACGAAAUCUGGGAAAGCAGCUAUUUGAAUGACAAUAGUUUGAGCAACGGCAAGCUUAUUUGUUAAAGAACUCCUUAUUAUUCGGAUUGACUGUGCAUGGUAGCCUAAGUCAAUUACAUGCUAAAAUGACGUUUGGGAUUUGAAAGCUGUUUAAGUGAAACUGAAGUGAUCCCAAUGUGUACAUAUUGACAGGUGUUACAGUCAUACUGUCCGUCAGGCUGAGCCUUUAAUUCACUUACAGCUCUGUUUUUAUGUCUGCAAACACCGCGGACAAAACAGGUUUAGGUUAACUAACAGUUGGUAUGGAUAAUCCGCAAACUAUUUAAUUCAGUUACCUUUACUUCGCUAAUACUCAAAGAUAGGACAUUGUUUUAGCGACCUUAUCAUGAGUUUGAAACGCCGCAUGGGAAAGUAACCAUUACUUUGACUUUUCCCCACCAAGUUGUAGCCAAUCUGGCAACAGCCAAAAUGACAAGCAACGGACCUGUCAUCGUUUUCGAGUGGCUGAAGACCCUCCAGCUUGCCCAGUACGUCGAGGCUUUUGUGGAUAAUGGAUAUGACGAUCUGGAGGUUUGCAAACAAAUAGGCGACCCCGACCUGGAUGCCAUCGGCGUCUACAUGCCUCACCACAGGGAGAGGAUUCACGACGCGGUGAGAAGGCUAAAAGAUGAAGCCAACGAGACGGCCAGCGGACUCUACUUCACCCUGGAGCCGAUGCCACCCGCAGCCGAGCUUUAUACCAGUCACAUGGUGGACCAGUACGAGUCCAAACUGCGGGGAUCCAAGUCCUGGACAGAGCCCAACAGUGAGCGGGUUGGGCGCAACGGUGGGUACAUGGGCGCUCAGAGGAACCUGACGCUGGGCAACAGGAGGGAGCUGGUGAUUUACCCCAAGCUGAAGCUGAAGAUCAUGAUCAGGGAUAAGCUCAUCAGAGAUGGCAUCAACCUCUCCAAGCCACCCUACUCUAAUAAGUGUGGGUGGAUCAACCAGGCCCAUGAGGAUAUAAGCCCUGGCUCUUUGCUGUGA
This is a messenger RNA of Notothenia coriiceps (black rockcod), 1510 nucleotides long. RefSeq names its product sterile alpha motif domain-containing protein 5. The transcript has 2 exons. The coding region runs from base 953 to 1510 and encodes 185 amino acids. Gene Ontology annotation, molecular function: protein binding. NCBI's taxonomy places the organism in Eukaryota, Metazoa, Chordata, Actinopteri, Perciformes, Nototheniidae. The record is from RefSeq and is a predicted model, not a curated record.